AUGCGCAAAUUAAUGGCAGAACGUAAAAAUAAGGAUAAAAAGCCAACAAAAAUAAACAAUCCACUUGCAAAGUACAACAACGCUGGGCAACUAAUGUGUAUUCUGUGUUCUUCUAUAGUGCGAUCUGAAAACGUCUGGCAAGUUCAUAUCAAUAGUAAACAACAUAGAGAAAAUGUGGAGCAAGCGAAAAAGUUAAAAGAAUUGACAAAUAAUUUUACUGAAGGAAAAGUAAGAAAUAAGAGGCCUUGUGGGUCUGUUAUAGAAGCGCCACAGGAAAAAAGAUUGAAAGGCAUUCUUAAAAAUGCACAUGAAAGUCCAGUUAUACCAGUACAAGCACAUAAGAUUAAUGCUCCUACUGUAGCAUCUUAUCAUGAUGAAGAAAUUAAAAGAUCGGUUUUUCCAAUGUUACCUGCUGAUAAAGAAGGCACACAAGAAGCAGAAGUUCCAUCAGAAAAUAUAGUAAUGGAGGCAGACUCAAAAGUUCAAACAAGCAACGAUCAACCCAUACCAGAAGGUUUCUUUGAUGAUCCUAUUCUAGACGCCAAAGUUAGAAACAUUGAAUAUAAAGAUCCUGUUGAAGAAGAAUGGGAAAGGUUUCAGAAGGAAAUAAAAGAAGAAACUACAACAUCUGCCGAAAUCAUAGCUGGGGAACAAGAAGAAGCGACAGCGGAACGGCAGAUCGACGAAAUAGAUGAACAAAUCCGAAACUGGUCAAGAGUUUUAGACUUAGAGUUAAAAAAAGAAGAAACCAAGAAGAAAAAGCAAGAUGCAGAAGUUAUGAGUGAAGACGAAGAUACUGAUUCGGAAAGUAACGUCGACAUUGAUGAAUUUUUAGAUUGGCGAGCAAAAAAAUCAUAUAGUUAA
Parnassius apollo (apollo) is the source of this 864-nucleotide messenger RNA. Lineage: Eukaryota; Metazoa; Arthropoda; Insecta; Lepidoptera; Papilionidae. The record is from the annotation of a GenBank genome assembly.